AUGAAAAAUGGGGAUAUUCGCUCGAUAUGGAAUUACGAUGGAAGAAUUGCAUAUGAAGACAUCAUCAAAGUAACAGACAACUUUGACAUCAGACACUGCAUUGAAACCGGUGGUUAUGGCAGUGUCUACAGAGCUCAGUUGCCAUCUGGCAAAGUAAUUGCAUUGAAAAAGCUCCAUCGUUUGGAAGCAGAGGAGCCAGCUUUCGACAAGAGUUUCAGAAAUGAGGUGCAAAUGUUAACAAAUGUAAGGCACCGAAACAUAAUAAAGCUUUAUGCGUUCUGUUUGCACAACAAAUGCAUGUUCCUAGUGUAUGAAUACAUGGAAAGAGGAAGUUUAUUUUGUUCCCUGAGAACUGAUACUAAUGCUGUUAAAUUAGGAUGGACUCUGAGGGUAAACAUUGUUAAAGCAAUAGCACAUGCUCUAUCCUACUUACAUCAUGAUUACACCCCACCUAUUGUUCAUCGAGAUCUAUCGAGCAACAACAUUCUAUUGAACUCUAAAUUGGAGGCUUUUGUUUCCGACUUUGGCACUGCUAGAUUGCUACAUCCUGAUUCAUCGAAUCAAACUGUUAUUGCAGGCAUUAAUGGAUAUAUUGCUCCAGAAUUUGCUUACAUAAUGGUUGUGACUGAAAAGUGUGAUGCGUUUAGCUUUGGGGUGCUGGCACUGGAAACAAUCAUGGGAAGGCAUCCUGGAUAUUUAGAAUCGCGGGAGUCCGAUAUUGUAGGGCUUAUUCAUCUUCCGAAAGAAGGCACGAAAAAGUCGAGCUACACCACCUCACCCGAAGUAGAUGAGCAGCUUGUUGGCCUGAUCUUCCCAAGUAGCACCAAGCAUGCGCUCACCUUCUCUGAGAAAGAGUUGCCGUCGGAAGGAUCGACCCACAACAAGCCAUUGUACAUAUCUGUUGAGUGCAAAGAUAAGUGGGUUCCAGUGGUUUUAGUGGACACUGGCUUUGCAAUCAACAUCUGUCCUUCUUGCACUGCCUGUGCGAUAGGCCUGAAACUGACAGAUUUCGUCCCCACAGCCCAGGUGAUCCAAGCAUUUGACAAUACGAGCAGAGAAGUUAUGGAGACGAUGAAAGUCCAAGUCCAAGUGAGCCUUUCUGAGCAUGAGAUUGAGUUCUAUGUACUUGAUGUGCCAACUACCCUCAACCUACUUCUAGGGAGACCCUAG
Camellia sinensis is the source of this 1170-nucleotide messenger RNA. The record is from RefSeq and is a predicted model, not a curated record. Lineage: Eukaryota; Viridiplantae; Streptophyta; Magnoliopsida; Ericales; Theaceae.